UCUCACCCCCUCCCUCCUGCAGCUCUUCCAGCAAACCUCCCCGGAGCUGUCUGCUUCCUAACUCCUGGGAGAUGGGGGUCAUUCCCAGUGACUCGGGGCUGGCUGGCUGAACUGACAUGUCUUGAUUGACUCAACCGCUUCAGGACAUCUUUUUAUCAAAGGCAAAGGAACUUGGGGAUUUGAAUGCAGAUGGCAGCCAUGUCUGAAACAGCUGAGAUCAACGUUCCCAGCCAAUUGGAGGCUUCACCUACAAAGGGAUCAAAGAAGGAUAAAAAGAAAGGAUCAGAGAAGACUGAAGAAUAUCUAUUAGCAAGAUUUAAAGCUGAUGGAGUUCGCUAUAAAGCCAAGAUAAUUGGUGUUGACGAUGUGCCAGAUGCCAGAGGGGAUCAGAUGUGCCAGGAUUCAAUGAUGAAACUGAAGGGUAUAGCAAUAGCUGCUCGUGCACAGGGUCAACACAAGCAGAGGAUUUGGGUCACCAUCUCUCUAUCAGGAAUCAAGCUAAUUGAUGAGAAGACAGGAGUGAUUGAGUAUGAGCAUACAGUCAACAGGAUCUCCUUCAUUGCCAGAGAUGUCACCGAUAACCGUGCAUUUGGAUAUGUCUGUGGUGCAGAAGGACAGCAUCAAUUCUUUGCCAUCAAGACUGCCCAGCAGGCUGAGGCACUAGUUGUGGAUCUGAAGGAUCUCUUUCAAUUGAUCUACAAUCUGAAGAAAAAGGAAGAAGCUGAGAAUCAGUCUAAGGAGGGCCAACCCACUGAGAAUGGUAGUCCACUGCUGAACUUUGACCAGGUAUCUCAAAUUAAAAGUGAUAUCGAUCAGAUGCAGCUGUUUGGAGACAUGUCAACACCUCCUGACAUCACUUCCCCAGCAGAAUCAAAUGGCUGUUUGCUAGACUUGUCUUCUCCUGAAAUGGACCCUUUGAACACCUGCAUGAAAGAUCAUCUCCAGGAAGUGACUCCUGCUUCCUCACUUCACUUCUUCCCUGCACCUGAUCCUAACCCUUUUGGGAAUGACCCUUUUUCUGAACUUGACCAAUCAGCACCACCUAAACCAGUUGAUUCUGUAAAACCUUCUGAUCAGAAAGAUGGAGCUCUUCCCUUCCUAGCCAAUCAGAGUGGAGACCACCUUGGCCAUGACUUUGACCAGCCCCCUAGCCAGGUUGCCACUGGUGUGAAAGUUGAUACUCCGUCCUGGGGACUGAAUGGAGCAGUGGGGCAGGAUCCAGUUGAAUUGGGUAGCAGAGUGACCACUGACCCCUUUGCUGAGAUCUCAGGGGCCACACCUCCAGCACAGAAUGGGUUAAAACCAGGCUCCCUGGGUGCUGCAAACAUCAAGCAAGUGGACUCCCUCCUGAUGCAGAACUUUGAUGCAGUGACCUUGUCCCCUCCACCACAAAAUGCAAAAGGAGCUCGAGGCAGGAAGAACAAUCAGCUGGCCAGUGAGAAUUUUGGACCCAGCCCACCUGCUUCCAGUAUUCCACCCUCAGGCCAGAUCCCUCUGGAUCUUUUCAAUGUGCCAAGUUCCUCAUCACACGUCAGCCCAGGUUUGUCUGGACCACCUCCUGCUGGACCUUCUCACCCAAUGCCAUGGGGACAGCAGCCUCCAGUUCUUCCUCAGUCUGGCUCCAUGCCCCCAAGACCUAUCUUUGGCCCACAGCCUCCCUUUGGACAGCCCAAUGUCUUUGGCCAGCCAGCUGCAGCCUGGAGCCAGCCAGCUCCAUUUGGAGUCCCACCUGUACCCACCACUUGGGGGCAACGUAGCCUAGCCCCACCCAAUGUCUGGAGUCAGCCUGUUCUGCAGACCACUCCUUUUGGCACCAACCCUUUUGCUGCCUCCCUUUCUAUGGUGCCACCCAUUGUAGGUCUGGUCCCUUCUGCUGGGACCUCACUGUCCCCACCUCCCCCACCACCAAGACCCAGCCUGCAAGAAUCCUCCAAGCCUCAAACUAGUGCCUUCACUGCCUUGGACCCACUAGGAGAGAAGGAAGAGAAAAGUGUCAAGGAACUGUUUAAAGACUUCCAGAUCACCAAGCCCCCAACUAUUCCUGCUCGGAAAAGUGAGCAGCCAACUGUUGCUGGGGCAUCAGGAGCAUUUGGCCAAUAUUUCACCAGCAAAGUAGGUGUUCCCCAGGAAACCGCUGACCAUGAUGACUUUGACAUCAAUCAACUCUCAUCUACAACAAAUGCAGCUCCAGCAGCACCGAGCCAGAGUUCGACACUGAAUCCUUUUAAUACCAGUGGAGAUUCAGCACUAGCUGUUCCUGCUCCAUCUGACCCAUUUGGAGAUCCCUUUGGAAACCCAUUUGUGUAACAUUCUCUACAUGGUCUGUAUUCCAAAUUUGAUCAUCUGGCUUUGACGAGCAGCAGCCUUUGCACAGAACAGAAGGGUUAAUGAUUGUACCAGGUUUCCAAUAAGUGGGCCUUUGUCCUCCAGGUUUUCUGACUUGUUAGUGUUUAUUGUCAUUGAAUUUUAAUCCUGUGACCAGGAAGCAAAAUUCAAAUGUUUGUGUAAAGGCAGCUCUACUGUCUAGCUGCUACAAGCCAGCAAAUCCUUCCCUUGAAGCCAAUGCUUGUGACUGGUGUUUAAGUUUUCUUUUAGGCAAUUUAAUUCUCACUUGCCUUGCUGUUGUAACUGGGUGAUCUUUCAUUUUGACUCCCAUCCUGGACCUGUCUGGUCACCUUUUUUAUACACCAGUGCCUUGAUUAGACAGUGUCUAAUCCCUGUUUUUGAAAGGAUCAGUAUAACAUGGGAGUGAAGUCUGAUUCUAAAUGUCAGAUACUAGCUUUUUUUACUGACUUGUGACUGUAUGCUGGCACACCUUUUUUUUCUUUUUCCAAGAGUAUUAAAGUAUCUGUCAGUGGCAUCCUAGAAUUGCAGCACCUGGGAAAACCCAACACCUUUUUUGGGAGCUCUUUGAAACCAAGAAAUGCAAUUUUGCACAUUCUUAAGAUUAAUUCAAAUGGAAGGUUUGGUAUAAUGAAGUCCUAAGCCAAAUAAGUACUUGUACUCUUGUUAUAAAUUGGCUUCAUCAAUGUCACUAACUGGGAUAAAACUCUGGCUCCUGAAAUCCCCUCUCAUCCAGAUGGAGCAGUAUUCCUGUGCCAGUUAGAUACUCUACAAUGCACUUGUCCCCACAGGCCACUAGUAAUGUAGCACAUUGCACUAAAUAUUUUUAAUGUUUUUAUAGUUCACAGUGACACUAAUAGCAUGGUUUAGUCAGCUCCUGCAAUGUUUUGUCCUUGUGAUCUUUUUAACCUGAAGCAUACACCACCCUGAGCUGGCCACUCUCUGCACAGGUGCACUGCAAGUAUUACCUUGCAUCUCAAUACAGAUCACAUGUCAGCCUUUAAGGCAUAAGGCUUGGUCUAAUACGAUCAAAGAUCAUCUCAAUGUUUCAACAACCCUUGUCAAAUCACCAGCAAAAGUAUUGUAACAGUUACUGCAGGUCCUUUAUUACCUGAUCUCAUUAAUCCCCUCAUCUGUCUAUCUAAAUAGUAGCUCACCUGGAAAGUUGUUUAUAAGCUGUAACUAUUUCAAAUGUAAUCUCUGUACUGUGGUCUUUUAAUAAACCAAUAAUGCAUUA
Messenger RNA from Chiloscyllium plagiosum (whitespotted bambooshark), 3580 nucleotides. RefSeq names its product DAB adaptor protein 2 (gene dab2). Gene Ontology annotation, cellular component: cytoplasm; clathrin-coated pit; intracellular membrane-bounded organelle. Lineage: Eukaryota; Metazoa; Chordata; Chondrichthyes; Orectolobiformes; Hemiscylliidae. Gene Ontology annotation, biological process: negative regulation of canonical Wnt signaling pathway; positive regulation of endocytosis; receptor-mediated endocytosis. Gene Ontology annotation, molecular function: cargo receptor activity; clathrin-cargo adaptor activity. The record is from RefSeq and is a predicted model, not a curated record.